AUGGCGAAGACAGCGGCGCCUACCGAUGGGAGCAGCGGACCUUGUCAGAUCAAUCCCUGGCUCAUCUCACGGGCCUCCUCACCGGCCCACACCCCCGCCCUGCUGCCGUGCUGGGAGCCGGUGGCUGCGGAAGGCUCCCCCUGCCCCGACGUGGCACCUCAGAACCCGGAGCCCUCAGGCAAGUUCAAAGAAGGUGAGAGCCAGCGCUGGCCUCCCGGUGUUGGGGCGGACCCUGCGGUUUCCUCCCUGGUGACUUCCGGCUGCGAGGGCUUGGCCCCCAGAGAGGGCGGGGAGAUGACACAGUUGUUCCCUAAGCCCUGCGGGGCGGGCAGCAUGGUUCACUCCAGCAUGGGGGCUCCAGAAAUAAGAAUGUCUAAGCCCCUGGAGGCCGAGAAGCAAGGUCUGGACUCCCCGUCAGAGCACGCAGACACUGAAAGAAAUGGACCAGACACUAACCAUCAGAACCCCCAGAAUAAGACCUCCCCGUUCUCCGUGUCCCCGACUGGCCCCAGCACCAAGAUCAAGGCUGAAGACCCCAGCGGCGACUCAGCCCCAGCAGCACCCCCGCCUCCGCAGCCAGCUCAGCCACACUUGCCCCAGGCCCAACUCAUGUUGACUGGCAGCCAGCUAGCUGGAGACAUCCAGCAGCUCCUUCAGCUCCAGCAGCUGGUGCUUGUGCCAGGUCACCACCUCCAGCCACCUGCUCAGUUCCUGCUGCCGCAGGCCCAGCAGAGUCAGCCAGGCCUGCUACCGACACCAAAUCUAUUCCAGCUACCUCAGCAAACCCAGGGAGCUCUUCUGACCUCCCAGCCCCGGGCAGGGCUGCCCACACAGGCCGUGACCCGCCCCACGCUGCCCGACCCGCACCUCUCACACCCGCAGCCCCCCAAAUGCUUGGAGCCACCAUCCCAUCCCGAGGAGCCCAGUGAUCUGGAGGAGCUGGAGCAGUUCGCUCGCACCUUCAAGCAACGCCGCAUCAAGCUGGGUUUCACACAGGGUGACGUGGGCCUGGCCAUGGGCAAGCUCUAUGGCAACGACUUCAGCCAGACGACCAUUUCCCGCUUCGAGGCCCUCAACCUGAGCUUCAAGAACAUGUGCAAACUCAAGCCCCUCCUGGAGAAGUGGCUCAACGAUGCAGAGACUAUGUCUGUGGACUCAAGCCUGCCCAGCCCCAACCAGCUGAGCAGCCCCAGCCUAGGUUUCGACGGGCUCCCCGGCCGGAGACGCAAGAAGAGGACCAGCAUCGAGACAAACGUCCGCUUCGCCUUAGAGAAGAGUUUUCUAGCGAACCAGAAGCCUACCUCAGAGGAGAUCCUGCUGAUCGCAGAGCAGCUGCACAUGGAGAAGGAAGUAAUCCGCGUCUGGUUCUGCAACCGGCGCCAGAAGGAGAAACGCAUCAACCCCUGCAGCGCGGCCCCCAUGCUGCCCAGUCCGGGCAAGCCGGCCAGCUACAGCCCCCACCUGGUCACACCGCAAGGGGGCGCCGGGACCCUGCCAUUGUCCCAAGCUUCCAGCAGUCUGAGCACAACAGUUACUACCUUAUCCUCAGCUGUGGGGACACUCCACCCCAGCCGGACAGGUGGAGGGGGUGGGGCCGGGGGCGGGGCCGCGCCCCCCAUCAAUUCCAUCCCCUCUGUCACCCCCCCACCCCCGGCCACCACCAACAGCACAAAUCCCAGCCCUCAAGGCAGCCACUCGGCUAUCGGCUUGUCGGGCCUGAGCCCCAGCACGGGAAGCACAAUGGUGGGGUUGAGCUCCGGGCUGAGUCCAGCCCUCAUGAGCAACAACCCUUUGGCCACUAUCCAAGCCCUGGCCUCUGGUGGAACCCUGCCCCUUACCAGCCUUGACAGCAGCGGGAACCUGGUGCUGGGGGCGGCUGGCGCAGCCCCAGGGAGCCCAGGCCUGGUGACCUCACCACUCUUCUUGAACCACGCUGGGCUGCCCCUGCUCAGCGCCCCGCCUGGUGUGGGUCUGGUCUCGGCAGCCGCUGCGGCCGUGGCGGCCUCCAUCUCCAGCAAGUCUCCUGGCCUCUCCUCGUCCUCCUCCUCGUCCUCCUCCUCGUCCUCCUCCACCUGCAGUGAGACGGCAGCACAGACCCCUGGAGGCCCAGGGGGACCCGAGGUAGGGUCCAAGCCCGAGUGA
Molecule: messenger RNA, 2142 nt
Organism: Rangifer tarandus platyrhynchus (Svalbard reindeer)
Lineage: Eukaryota; Metazoa; Chordata; Mammalia; Artiodactyla; Cervidae
Source: the annotation of a GenBank genome assembly